AUGAAUUUAUCGCUUGAGUAUCAAAACACCAUUCUUGCAGAGCUUCUUUUGGAAGAUGGGCUACUGAUACUUUCGCGUGGUCUAAGACUCUUUGGAAUAAUAUGUUCUUUGCUAAAAAUGCAUGUCAAGAAGCAAAACCUUGUUUUGCUUUUGAACGCCUCGUCAAAUGAAGAGCAAAGCUUAAAAGAGGGUUUGGCUGAUCUUGGUAUGAGAAAGCCUGGGCUUAAAAUAGUGAAUAGUGAAAUGGGAGCAAAAGAAAGAAAUGCAUUAUAUUUAAAUGGCGGCAUUCUUUCAAUUACCUCUCGAGUUCUUAUCGUUGAUUUGUUAAACAAAAUAAUGCCCACGGAUAAAAUCACAGGCAUUUUGGUGUGCCAUGCUGAAAGAAUAACUGAUACUUCCACUGAAGCAUUUAUUUUAAGAAUUUAUCGGCAGGAAAAUAAAGAUGGGUUUAUCAAAGCAUUUUCGGAUUCUCCAGAAUCUUUUACUUCGGGGCUCGCGCCUCUUCAGAAUACGUUACGUUUACUUCAUCUGAGAAAAGUCUUCUUGUGGCCUAGAUUUCAUAAUACUAUCCAAAAGAAUCUCGAAGAGCGAGGACCAGAUGUUGUUGAGUUACAUCAACCAUUAUCUGUUGCCAUGAAUGGCAUUCAAGCAGCAAUCAUUGAAUGCAUGGAAGCAUGUUUAUCUGAUAUUAAACGUGGAAAUCCUAUGAUUGAUAUUGAUGAUUUAACGACUGAGGAUGCUAUGAACAAAUCUUUUGAUUUAAACAUACGCCUACAACUUGAGCCAUUCUGGCAUCGGCUUGCCAAGCAACGUGUGUAUGUCCGAGUGAUUCCUAAAGAUGAUGAGGAAGAAUCGGAUAUUAAUUCGGAAUUCCCUCCUAAUAUUCAUCCAGUUUUGGAAGAGUUACCGAAAUGGAAUUUACUAGGAGACAUAAUGAAUGAAAUUGAACACGAGAUUGAGUUAUCCAAUAAGCAAAGCCAGCAUACAGACAACCUAAUCCUAAUAAUGACGGAAGACAUUAGAACUUGCUCGAAAUUGCGAGAGUAUCUUUCAACAAAUCAAAAUGACUUAAAAGAAGGAGAAACUAGAGGAAGACCUAUGCUCAAUAAAUUAUUAAAAAGUUAUUUUAGAAAUAAGGAUGGUAUCACAAAGGCAAGCCGAAAUCUACAUCAAUCUGCUUCUAAAUCAAAAAAUACUGACAACGCAGAAAAUAAAGUGUAUAAAAAAAGUGAAUCUGCUAGCAUUAACGAGAGGACAGAUAAAACGAAAUUGAAGACACCCUAUAAGCGUGUACAGCAACCGCCCAAUAAGCGUAGACGCGUUCGUGGAGGAUCUAUUGCAGCUGCUAUCGUUUCAAGAAAUCCUACAAUGACUACAAAUAUCACACCUCACUCAGUUGAUAACGAGAUCAAAGAAAUUGCUGAUUUAUCAUCGAAAAAUGAAUCGUCAAGUUCAUCUGCUCAAGCACAAGAAACGGGAUUUUGUCAAGAUGAAUUAGAUACUUCAACAUUUUCAAGUCACUUUGGACUGAUUCCAACUUCAUCAUUAGUUGUAGUUCGACCGCUUAACGGUGAAGAUGAUGAUCGACUUUUGGCAUCUUUAAAACCAAAAUUCAUUAUAAUUUACCAUCCUGACCCCGCUUUUGUGAGAAGAGUAGAGGUAUAUAAAGCUUCAAAUCCUAAUCUUUCAAUUCGAGUUUACUUUAUGAUGUACGAAAAUUCUGUCGAAGAACAACGUUAUCUAACUUCAAUAAGGAAGGAAAAGGAGGCUUUCGAAAGGCUAAUUCGUGAAAAAUCGACGAUGGCUUUACCUAUAGGACAAAUGGAAGUCAAUCUGGAAACGAGUGGGAAUUUUGCGUUACCUACACAAAAUACACGCAUUGCAGGUGGUGGCUUGACAGCAGACAAUUUACAGCAAAUUAUCGUUGAUGUACGUGAAUUUCGGAGUGCACUUCCAUCUAUGAUACAUUUGCGUGGGAUAAAAAUUUAUCCAUGUAAAGUGGAAGUUGGUGAUUACAUCUUGACUCCAAAGAUUUGUGUAGAACGCAAAAGUAUCUCUGAUUUGAUUGGCUCCUUUUCAUCAGGCAGAUUAUAUUCCCAAUGUGAAGCAAUGUCGAUAUAUUACAAACAGCCUAUGUUGUUAAUUGAAUUCGAACAUAAUAGAGCUUUUUCAUUAACGGCGGUUGAUGAUGUUAAAUCUUAUAUUGGCAUGAAUGAUAUAUCAUCAAAAUUGGUAUUACUCACUUUAACUUUUCCACGGCUAAAAAUCAUCUGGUCAUCUAGUCCUUAUGAGACGGUACAAAUUUUCCAGGAUUUGAAGAAAUCACAAGAUGAACCUGAUCCCGAAAGGGCCAUGGCAAUUGGUCUUGAAGGAGGAGAAGAUGCCGAUUCGGAUUACAAUAUUACACCACAAGAUUUUCUUCGUGCAUUACCUGGCAUUACCUCGAAAAAUUACAAACGCGUAAUGUCACGUGUAGAGAAUCUCAAAGAACUCAGUGAAAUGUCCUUAACAGAUAUGCAAGCUCUAAUAGGGGAACAAUAUGGAAGGUUAUUGUAUGAUUUCUUUAACAAGGAUGCGAGAGUUUGA
Messenger RNA from Ambispora leptoticha, 2586 nucleotides. The record is from the annotation of a GenBank genome assembly. NCBI's taxonomy places the organism in Eukaryota, Fungi, Glomeromycota, Glomeromycetes, Archaeosporales, Ambisporaceae.